ACCCAACCAGACCAGAAGGAAGAGAGACCGGCGGGCGCACUCAGGCAGGGUGUCGACAGUUUUAGCUGAUCGCCGUUUUGUACAAUAUUUUAUGUUCUGUUAAACAAUCUGAGGUGCAGUUUAGUACGAAAACAGUGUUAGUCCACAUCUGCCCUAUCUGAGUCCUGGAACAUAUUUUCUAAGUGAAGGAUAAGCCGGUUCGCUAGGCCGUUUACGCGUUACACCAGAGUCCCUGUGGAAAAGUGACACUUAACAACAUAGUGAAAGCAUGAAGAUUCUAAUGGUGUUCGACUUUGACCACACUGUGGUUGAUGACAACAGUGACACCUGGGUGGUCAGAUGUCUUCCAGGUCAGACUCUUCCUGACAGUGUUAAGAAUUCCUACAAAAAAGGCCAAUGGACAAAGUUCAUGGGCCAGGUCAUGAACUACAUAGGAGACCAGGAGGUCAGCCCAGAGCGGCUCCGCAGUGUGAUGGAGACCAUCCCGUUCACGGCAGGAAUGACAGAUUUACUGACUUUCAUCUUGGAGAACAAAAGUAUUGUUGACUGCAUCAUUAUCUCUGACUCCAACACCAUGUUCAUAGACUGGAUCCUGCAUUCAGCCGGACUCCAGACAGCUGUCGACCAGGUUUUCACCAACCCAGCUAAGUUCAACGAGGCUGGGUACAUGGAGGUACAGUGCCAUCAUUCUCACGACUGCACUCGAUGCCCCGUCAACCUCUGCAAGAAGAAAGUCCUGGAGCUCUACCUGUCUGAGCGCUCCGACAGAGGUGUGGAGUAUGAGCGGAUCUUUUAUGUGGGAGAUGGUGGGAAUGAUCUCUGCCCUACUUCUUGUCUGAGAGAGUGUGAUGUUGUGAUGCCCAGGAAGGGUUACACUCUUGAAAAACUGCUGGACAAGCUUCAAGGUCAGGAAGAUCAUGCUUGUCUAAGAGCAACAGUCAAUGCCUGGAACAGUGGCACCGAAAUCCUCCAGGAGCUGAAAACAAGCAUGCAGACAUAGCUAAAGCCAGCAGAGGGAUAACUUCUCUUUUGCACUCAUUGGGGAGUGUGUCCUCAACUGCUUUCCCACUUUUCUACGAGUUUACUAUUUUGAUAGUACUCUCUCAUUUAUGGGAUUAUUUUUUUGUUUAUGAAAGUGGCUUGUUGUGUUCAUGAAAUGUAUUUUAACAUUGAUAACUAGCAAAUAGAAGGCUAGAAUCUUUUUACUUGACAUUUGUCUGGUUUGGGCAGCACAGCAGCUCAUGGUUAGCGCCGAGGUUUCCUACCACAUUCAAAGACAGUAUUGUGGACACUGGUGCUAAUAUACACAGCAGGCUUCUUUUACUGCACUGAUUUCACAGCACGUUUGCCACAGUUAUUUAAAUGCAUUGGCCCAUUUGGAAUAGCAGUGUUAAAGCAUAAAGCCUUGUGAUUCAGACAGUGCACACUCAGUAUCCCAAUACCACAGCAGCAAAGGUUCUUUGUUGAUUAAAUCAGUAUGGGCUACGCAUAGUUUUCACCUCAAGAGUUCAACAAAUUAAAUGCUUCCAAGCUUUUAGUCUUUAUUCUAGAGGUGGAUAUUAAGGGAUUAAAAGAAUAAUGUCGAAAUGUUUUCUUUAAAGGCAAAAAACGAGUAAUAGGCAGGAAUUUCCAUGAACAAUGAACCCAAAAGCAAUCUCUUUCAGGCUUCACUCAGAGAUGCUCUUCAGUAAAAAUGUUACACUGCUCCCUCUCUUCAUUUACUUUCUAGUUUGCUUGUCCACCUCUGCUCUUGUUGAGGAGGGGAGGAGAAGUCAAGUUUGAAUGUUGAGUUUCCAAAUGGGUACAGACAAUUGCCAUCAGUAGUAACUUUAUCUAGUAAUAUUAAAAAAAAAUGUUACUAAUGACAAAAUGAGUCACAUUCAUGUCUCCCAGACAGUGUGACAGCAGCAUGCAGAGUAAUGGAACCUUGAAAGUGAAGGAGCUAAAUAGAAUUCAGCCAUCAACCACUAUCUUAAUCAAUAAAUGUAGUUCUGUUGCUCUUGCCAGUAUUUUGAAGACCUCCACAUCAGCUUACCCCCAUUGACCCCAGCAUUUCCUCCUGCUUUUCAGGAAAUGCAAACUACAAUUCUUAUAGAAAAGUUCCACCCCCUUGAAUAUUUUACCUCUUGGAUACUUUUUAAUGUGAAACCAUGGUUAACAUAAUUGUGCUUCUGACAAGAAUUUGUAAAAUUAAACAACUCAAAGUGGAAAAACAAACAGAUUUUUUACAAAACGAUGUAAAUUAAGUAAAAUGUAUAGGAAAUGACUGCAUAAAUAUUCAGCUUCUGUGGGUCAGUAUUUUGUAGAUGCACCUUUGACAGGAAACACAGCACUUUUGAGUCUGUGUGGAUACAUUUGAUGCUCUUAGAAGAUCUUAGAAAUCUGUUUUCACUUUGACACAAGAAAGCUUUUUUUUUGGCAAAUUUUAUUGACUGAUUUUUAUGUAUAAAAGCAACAAAAGGGAAAAACCUCUAUAGGAGGUGAAUACUUUUUUAUAUUGGAUGUGACUAAAUUACAUUACCAUUUACCAAAUAUUGCUUGAUCGUGCUAUAAUGUCAGUUCAGAUAGAAGAGUGGUGAUUAAAAGCUACAGUCCUUGAAUUCAGGUUUGCACUGCAAGACAAGGUCAACUGUGUCUGACAACUCAGGUCUGUUUAUUUUUUCAUUUUUUUUUUCUGUUGUUGUUAUAAUCUUUGGACAAUCUUGAUAAUAUUAACUGGCUUUGUUGAACUUACUGAUGAAAUUAAACAACCAAAGAAACACA
Messenger RNA from Mugil cephalus (flathead mullet), 2763 nucleotides. It is a transcript of the gene phospho2, whose product is annotated as phosphatase, orphan 2. Gene Ontology annotation, molecular function: phosphatase activity. The transcript has 4 exons. Lineage: Eukaryota; Metazoa; Chordata; Actinopteri; Mugiliformes; Mugilidae. The record is from RefSeq and is a predicted model, not a curated record. Bases 269 to 1000 code for a protein of 243 amino acids.